AUGACAAUUUUGCACAAGAAGUUCGUAGUUGACAAUUCAAAGUUGAAUAUUGGGCCAACAAAAAGUUUUAGAAUCUUAAAAGAGAAUGUUGGUGGAUAUGACAAUAUCGGAGCUUCAAAGCAAGAUUUCAAGAAUUUCUCAAGAGAUCUAAAAGCAUAUAUUGAUGGCUCUGAUGCUCAAAUGAAAAACUAUGCUUUGUUUGGGGAUAUGGUCUCCUUUGAUACCACUUAUGAGACUAACCGGUACAAUAUGGCAAUGGGAAAUAAUGAACCCACUUGUUUGAUAACGGACCAAGAUCCGGCGAUGAAAGUUGCAGUGAGGAAAGUGUUUAAAAAAACAGAGCAUCGGUUUUGCAUGUGGCAUAUAAUGGAGAAGGUGUCGCUCAAAAUGGACCGAGAUCUUCUUAAAGAAACUGACUUUCAUGAAAAGUUACGUUUAUGUGUGUGGGACCUAGGAUUGGAGCCUUUAGAAUUUGAAGAAAAAUGGAAUAAACUGAUUGAGUUCUACAUGCGCUUCGAAACUGCAAUGGAUUCACAAAGACACUCACAAGCUGAAUUUGACAAUGACUCCAAGAAUAAAUUUCCAGAAUGCAAGACACCAUUACUCAUUGAGAAGCAUGCUUCAGAGGUGUUUACUUGCUCUAUAUUUUAUCAGGUUCAAGAGGAGGUGUAUAAUGCUUGUUUUUCUUGUGGGAUUGAAGAGUUCAGAAGAGAAAAUGACUUGGAAAUUGCCAAGAUAAAUGAGGUGAAUCGUAAAAGAACUUUUGAGGUGGUGUUUAAUAACACCAAUUAUGAAACGAAUUGUUCAUGCAAGAUGUUUCAGAGACAUGGCUUACCUUGUAGGCAUAUGGUUUGGGUAUGGAAGGCAAAGAACAUAACCAUGAUUCCCGAUAAAUAG
Molecule: messenger RNA, 897 nt
Organism: Beta vulgaris subsp. vulgaris (sugar beet)
Lineage: Eukaryota; Viridiplantae; Streptophyta; Magnoliopsida; Caryophyllales; Amaranthaceae
Product: protein FAR1-RELATED SEQUENCE 5-like
Exons: 4
Coding region: 1-897 (298 amino acids)
Biological process (GO): regulation of DNA-templated transcription
Molecular function (GO): zinc ion binding
Source: RefSeq, a predicted model, not a curated record